Molecule: messenger RNA, 5191 nt
Organism: Ziziphus jujuba (common jujube)
Lineage: Eukaryota; Viridiplantae; Streptophyta; Magnoliopsida; Rosales; Rhamnaceae
Exons: 8
Coding region: 60-4877 (1605 amino acids)
Source: RefSeq, a predicted model, not a curated record
AGGGAACACAAGUUGUUGAAGGCAUAUUCCUUAGUUUGCCUAAAAAUGAAGAACUAUGCAUGAAUGAGGAGAAAAAGAUGUUAGAAAUGAGAAAGCUACGACUAUUGAAGAUUUAUAAUGUGCUUGACUUUUCUGAAUGUGGAUACCUUUCAAAUGAGUUACGUGUUUUGGAAUGGCAUCAAUAUCCUCUCAUCUAUAUGCCAUCAAGUUUUCAACCAAAAAAUCUUGUUGAACUCAACAUGUCCAACAGCCGUAUUGAACGGCUGUGGGAUCAGGAAACUACGCUUUCUUUGGAGAAGUUGAUAUUACUCGAUCUAAGCAAUUGCGAGUACUUGGUUGAAGCCCCUGACUUCAGCAGAGUCCCCAGUCUUGAGAGGUUGAUUCUUGAAGGUUGUAAAAGGAUAUCUAAAAUUCAUCCAACAUUCAAAGAGCUCAGUGGACUCAAGUUGUUGAACUUGAAAGGUUGUGAAUCUCUUGAAAGUUUUCCCCAAGGCAUCUGCUUCAAAUUCCUUGAGAUUUUUAUUCUUUCAGGAUGUAAAAAACUUGAUAGAUUUCCAGAAAUUGUAGGAGAUAUGAAUUGUUUGAUACAACUUUUUUUGGAUGGGACUGCUAUAAAGGAGCUGCCAACAUCAGUAGAGCGCUUAAGCAACCUUAAGUUGUUGGAUCUUAGAGAAUGCAAGAACCUUUUGAGUCUUCCAGAUUUGGUUUGCAGUUUGACAUCUUUGGAAGGACUUAGCAUUGGAGGUUGCUCAAUGAUCAACCAACUGCCAGUAAACAUUGGGAGCUUGGAAAAAUUGGAGCAACUUCAUGCAUGUAGAACUGCCAUAAGGAAAGCACCUUCCUCCAUUGUACUUCUGAAGAACCUUCAAAGACUAUGUUUCUCCCAAUGUGGGGGUGUGGCAGACGGAUCCUCAUCUCAAUGUUCAUCAGAAUCCAAUAUCAGUUUCAAGUUGCCUAAGUCAUUCUCUGGUUUAAGCUCUUUGACAUAUUUAGAUCUAACUGAAUGCAAUCUUGAACAAGGAGAAAUCCCUAAGGACAUUGGUUGUUUGUCAUUACUCGAGAGUUUAAAAUUGGGUGGAAACAAUUUCACGAACUUACCAGAUAGCAUCUCUCAGCUUUCUAAGCUUAGAUAUCUCAAUGUGAAUAACUGUAGCAAGCUUCAAUCAUUGACAAACCUUCCAUUAAACGUAAAAGAAGUGAGGGCAAGUGAUUGUCCAAUGCUGAAUGAUCAAAUGAUAAUAUGGCCUUCUGACAAGGGAUUCAGUUUCAUAGAUUGUCGUAAAUCAGUCCAGGCCGAAAGAAGUAUUGCACACCACCCUCUUCCAAUGCCCGAAGAACAUAUCCCCACACUCUUUCCUAAAUUCAUUCAGGAUCGAAUUUAUCACGGAGGACGCUUCCAAAUUCGUUUUCGUUAUGCAAGAAUUCCAGACUGGUGCAGCCGCUGGAAUAAAGGGUCUUCUUUAAGAAUCAGACUACCUGACAAAAAUAGUAGUCAAACAUGGAUUGGAUUUGCCCUGUUUGUUGUUUUCCUAAUCAAGAAACAAGAAAACUUUCAUAUUGGUCGGUACAAUACUUUUUGUGAGUUUUACACUGAUGAAGGUUGUCUUGAAAAUCCGUGUGAGCUAGAAAGCUUUGAUGGCUUCCUGGUUGGGUCUUAUGGACUUUGUGUCUAUGUACCAAAGGCAAGGUUUGCAAAUCAGUUGGACAAAGCAAGUCAUAUCAAAGCUUCAAUUUCAACAAACAGACCCGAUUUGGAGGUGCUGAAGUUUGGGCUGCAUGUAAUAUAUGACAAAGAUGUGCCAAAGUUUACUCAAGAUUUAGUUGAUACAUCUAAUGAACACCUAAAUAUGAACUCUAUUAAGCAUUAUAUGCAUAUACUAGAAAAAGCAACUGAAUUGGAAAGAUCCGGUGAUGUCCUUGAUCUUCGAUCCGAUCCAAGUCCAAGAAAUCAAGUUUUCGGAACCUUGCAUCCUACUAGCCAAUUGAGAAUAGUUCUACAAAACUUACUUUCAAGAAUAUUCUUUGAGGGAUCCUUGUAUACACGUAACGUGCCUAUCCCAUUCAGUUUUCCUUCAACAGGAUUUGCCUCUGGUUGGUUUUUCCAUCAAAGUGUGGGGCGCAACGUAGUUUGCUAUCUUCCUGCAAACAUAGUUGAUGACAAGUCAUGGAUAGGAUUCAGUCUAUAUGCUACACUCAAAAUGAGUCCUUCUGAUUUUCUCAAGAAUUAUUCAGAUUCAAAAACUGCUCGGCCUUUGCUUCACAUCGACUUGCAUUCUCAUGGAAGCAGUAUUUCACAUAUAACAACGCUUGAUGGUCUCCCCAUUAUGCCUUAUUCACAUCAACUUCUUCUAUUUCAUGUACCGCGAGUGUUUUUCAAACAAGAGUUGAAUCAAAGUUGGGGAGUAAGCGCCUUGUUUAGGACCAGCAUCCCAAAUGUCGAAGUCGAAAGGUGUGGGAUUCGAGCAGUAUAUGAGAAAGAUUUGGGAAAUGUAAUUGAACUGAUAACCGAGUGUCGGUUAAACUCUCUAGUUGAUGAACAAGUUGAUGAACAAUCAUGUUACCAAGCAUAUGAAAUGCUGGUGGAAAAUAUCAUUGAUACGUUUCAGUUUGUAGAGCUUGAAACAAGGAGACAAGAAAUGCCUGUCCAUUCUAGUUAUUCGUCUCAAAGGAAGGACGAAUCCUUGCAGACGAACAUGUUUGUGUUAAUUACUCAAGAUGUAGACAAAGAGAUUUCAACUGCAUAUAAUAAACUUACUAUUCCACUUGAUCCAAUUGUUUUCCACUCCAAACAAGACUUUAUGGAAUCUUCUUACAAACUGUUUGAAGAAAGUAGUUCAAGAGAUUCAAAGCUUGGUUUAAUUCAUUUACAGAUAAUGGUGGAGACUCCACUCUUUGAAAAUGAUUUGACAAGAUGGAAAAGUAAUCUUGAUUAUUUCCUUAAACGCCACUUCUGCCUUCACAUCUUCAUUACUCUCAGCCUCAAAGGACGUAUCAUUUCUCUUUUGAAGCCUUUCGAUCCUUUCUCGCCAUACAAUUUAUGCUUUCCUCGAAAGGAAAUUCUGGAGUGGUUUGGAGAUUAUCAAGUUAAUGAGCGAAGAAUGGGAAUCGGAUUACCUCCAAAUCUGAAAACUGAUAAAGAUUGGAGAGGGAUUGCUGUAUGUGUUGCUUUUUCAGUUCAGGAGCAUCCAAAUGCCAUCCUUGACAACGACAAUUCACAAGUCUCAUUCAGACUUCUCUGUCAUAUGAAUACCGAUGAAGGAUGUUGUUUGAAUCCUGUCCCCAUGUUUCGAAUAACUAAAGACAAAUUCAAGUGGUCAUGUGUACGUGGAUUCAUUUGGCUAACCUAUAUACCAAGUUCUUUGCUGCUUGCAGAGUUGCAUGGGCAAAGCUACAUAGUCAUAGAUAUCUAUAAUGAGUGCCCUGGCUUGUUUACACAGAAUCUUGGCGUCCGACUCUUGUUCGAACAGGAUGUGGAAGAAUUCAGACAAUCAAUAACCAAAUGCAUUACAGGGUUCUUUGACAAUUUGGAUCCCGUCUGUCAAUUUAUGGCCAGUGAAAGUGAUCCAAAAAACUUUGGAAAAACUGCCAUGGGGUUUGAUCAAGACAUGAUAUACAACUCAUGCUUCCCUCCUAUUGAGAUUCCAGAGUGGUUCAGCAAUCAUUAUAGUAGUAGCCAUUCAGUGAUAACCGAGAUACCGACAGAUCUAUAUAGUGAUGAUAAUUGCCUAGGAGUGGCUCUCUGUGCAUAUUUUUCAUCAGGUGGCAAGCAACCAAGUACCCACGUUGAUGACUUUGAUCCAGAAAUGCCUCAUAACCUUAUUUGUAACUUUGAUCUCAAUUUUACGCAUCAUUUUCAAAUAACCGUUGAAGAAUUGGAAAAGAUACAUAUUGGAAAUCAGUUUGUAUGGCUGUCCUAUAUACCUCGUCACUGGUUUUCAGAUCAGCUGAAGCACUGCAGUUUCAUCGAGGCUUCGUUUGCAAGCGAUAGACAAGGAUUUUUGGCUCACAAGUGUGGUGUUCGUGUUCUAUACAAACAUGAUGAGAAAGAGCUUAAGGAGACAAUAAAUCACUGCAUGGCUAUAGGUUAUUCUAUACGCCAAAUGGAGCAACUAGCUGGCUUUCAGGCCGAUAAAGCUGAAAUUCCAACUCAUGCAGUUAAGAAAGAACCCAUUUGCCAAAUUAAAAGUGGACGGGACUUUGAUAGGGGCUUGAUAUAUAGCUCAUGUUUCCCUCUUACUGAAAUUGUGGACUGGUUCAAUCAUCACAUUAGUGGCCCUUCACUGGAAAUCCAACCACUUUCGAAUCUAUUUGGUGAUGAUAAUUGGACAGGAUUGGCACUCUGUGUACAUUUUUCGGACCCCGAGCAUCCAACUACCUUUCCUGAUAAAUUUGAUCCAGAUUUUUCUCACUACCUUGUUUGUCUCUUGGAAACAGAGCGAGUUACUUUGGGUCCUCUGCAUCAGCAUGAAAUAUCCAAUCAAGAAUUCAAGAAGUUAGGAAAUGGAGAAUUCAUAUGGCUGUCCUACAUACCACGUCUCUGGUUCUCAGAGCAGUUGGAGGGCUCCUUUGAUCUCAUUAAGGCUUCAUUUGCAAGCGAUAGAGGAGGCUGGCGUGCUGAGAAGUGUGGUCUUCGUCUUCUAUUCCGGCAUGAUGAGGAAGAGUUUAAGCAGACAAUAAACCACUGCAUGGCCUUGUUGAUUGAAAAUCAAGAUCCAAUAUCUCAAAAUAAAUUUGAUAAUGAAGAAAACAAGAAGCAAUGCCAUGAUGGUCAGGCAGGAACUAGCAAAUCUAGCCGCUUUGUUCCUGAUCCUCAACAAGAAAUACUGGAAGAACCAGGGGAUCUAAACCAGAAGAAUAGAGGUAAAAGAAUUGUUUAAUAACCUCUCUGCCCAAGAAGAUUGUUGUUUUGUGGACUAUUUCUACUCGAUGUUGGAGAGCUAAUAUAUAGCUACUUAUUCUCGAGCUCCACUCUAACUCUGUUCUCUGUUGCAUUUUGUGGUGUGUUUUGAAUAAGUAGGCAAAAGUGUCGCUGCUUAAUUGUGAGUAAGUGUAUUUCCGGUUGAUUGGGUUGACAACUAGAACUCUCCUUUGUAUGUUGAUUCCUUUGUCAUCAUCAUGAUUAGAUGAAAUGUUUCAACUCUUUCAUGGUUAAAUUUCAACCUUACAUAUCAAAGGCAUUAUCUUAUAAAUC